AUGCAAGCCAACUUUGGCCGGAGCCACCGCCACAUGGGCAACCACCUCCACCAGCGCUCCUUGCCGAAGAUGCGCAGCGUGCUCAUCUUGCUGCUCCCGCUCGCGUGCCUCUGCGUCGUCUUCUACGAGGUCGGCUACCUGCAGAGCUACGUGGCGACGCCAUCGUCGCGCCACGAUAUGCCGAUCUACGACGAGCACUUUCCGCUGAGCAAGCCCGUGCCUGCGGCAGCCGACCGACGAAGCGACAACGGCUGCGCCCACGACGGCUGCGCCCACCACGGCCGCGCCCACCACGACGCCGCCGCCGGUAGUGUCGCCGGCACUCGUGGCCAAGACGCCCAAGCCGGUCCACGCUGCCACGCUACCGCGGACGCAGUCAACGGCCGGACGACCAUGGUGUUGAUUGCCAACUACCGGGACACGCGCCGUUGCGCCGAGACCCUCGACUCGCUCUUCACGAACGCCGUGCACCCCGAGCUCGUCCACGUGAGCAUCUUCGACCAGAUCUACCUCAAGGACGGCGAGAUCCGGUGCAUUGACGCGUACUGCAGCAAGGUCGGCGAGGCGGCUUGCCGCCGAUCGCAGAUGGUCAACAGCACGAUCGACGCCGACGACGCGACGGGCCCGACGCGCGCGCGCUACGAGACCGAGAAGGGCAUCACGGACGAAGAUUUCUGCCUCGCGAUCGACUCGCACCUCGUAUUUGUCAAGGACUGGGACGCCGAGCUCCUCUCGCAGUGGGACUCGCUCGAGAACGACCAUGCGAUCAUUACGGUCUACCCCAAGUCGACCGAGCUCCUCAACAACACCGAGUAUGCCAACCAGCUCCAGCUCAUGUGCCACGCGCGCAUCGAGUCGUCCGACGCCGACACGAUGAUCCAGUAUGGCGCGCCGAUUUGGAUCCCGCAACCGCCCAAGCCGCGCCUCAUGUCGCAACUCGCCGGCGGCUUCAACUUUGGCAACUGCGUCCAGGCCAAGACCGUCCGCAACGACCCGUACACGCCCUUUCUCUUCCACGGCGAAGAGUACUCACGCGCGGCGCGGCUCUGGACGAGCGGCUACGACUUUUACGUGCCGAAGAAGGACGUCGUGUACCAUUGGUACGAGGAGCGCAAGGUCAUUUGGGAGAAAGACUGGGACAAGCGGUACUUUGUGCAGCAAAAGGCCAAGCGCCGCAUCCGCCACGCGCUCGGGCUCUCGUUUACCGAGGACGACUUUGACCACACGGAGAUUGACGCGUUUAAACUCGGGUCGAAGCGGACGUUUGCGCAGUGGAUAGAGUUUUCGGGCAUCGACCCGAACGCGGCGUACGUCGGGAAGGAAGACAACCAGUUUGACAACUGCAAGGAGCUCACGUACGUAUCGUACUAA
Molecule: messenger RNA, 1371 nt
Organism: Saprolegnia parasitica CBS 223.65
Lineage: Eukaryota; Oomycota; Saprolegniomycetes; Saprolegniales; Saprolegniaceae
Exons: 2
Coding region: 1-1371 (456 amino acids)
Source: RefSeq, a predicted model, not a curated record